AUGGCAUCUUCAAAUACAAAUGAAAAUAUUUUUGAAAAUGAUAACAUAUCAGCAUCGAGCGAAAAUAAAUUUAACAUGUCUUCGAAUGCAAAUGAAGAAGCAAAUGAAAAACCUGAUAACGAAGAACUUAAAGAAUGCAUAAGCCAAAAGGAUAUUUAUUUAUAA
Messenger RNA from Entrophospora sp. SA101, 165 nucleotides. NCBI's taxonomy places the organism in Eukaryota, Fungi, Glomeromycota, Glomeromycetes, Entrophosporales, Entrophosporaceae. The record is from the annotation of a GenBank genome assembly.